AUGACCGACCCCAUGAAGACCCUCGACGACUCAGGUCGUCCUGCACCUGCACCAGUCUCACGUAAAAUCUACGCAAUUGCCGGAAUCUCAGUAACCGUAUUCGGACUCGAAGAGCUUCAGUCUGAGACCAAGAAUGUCGCCUGCCUCUGGUUACUCCAUCCUCGAUUAGCGACGCAAGAGCGCAUGUCCGGUAUCGCGGCGUCCGCUAUUGGCGACUGGAAUAGCAAGGCUCAAUCGUCGACUAAGGGAUUGAUUGCUGUUUCGUUUGACCAGAGAAAUCAUGGGUCGAGACUUGUUGAUCCGUUGGCUAAUGAGGCGUGGAGGCAAGGGAAUCCACGCCAUGCGCAGGAUAUGUUCUCCGUUUUCCAGGGAACGGCUCGGGAUACAUCUUUACUGAUGGACUAUCUUGAAUCAUACGUUUUUCCACAGGAUGAACAUCACAUUUCGGAAAACCUAGUUUUGGGCGUCUCGCUAGGAGGUCACGCUGCAUGGAGCUGUCUCUUACACGAUCCCCGCAUGACAUCCGGAGUGAUCAUAAUCGGAUGUCCCGACUAUCUAAAUCUGAUGAUAGACCGAGCCCGACUAUCCAAGUUACCUUCCUGGACAAAGUCCAGCCCGCCAGGAUCAGAGAUCCUCGGCUCAGAAGCAUUCCCAACUUCCUUCGUCGAUCUCGUCAAGCGAUACGAUCCGGCCAGCUUGAUGCUCGGACCCAUGGACCCUGUUUCUUCUGGCCUUCCGCGCGAAGGACCGUUGCCCGAGCCAACGGAUAAAGAACAGCAGGCACUGAGACCAUUGUUGACCCGGUGCCUGACGGGCAAGCGUAUUCUGAAUAUAUCUGGCGGGGUCGAUAAGCUUGUGCCCUAUCACCGUGGAGAAGUGUUUCUGGCAUGGUUUAAAAAGGCCAUUGCGAGUAAUGGGUGGUUUGGCGACGGCGGCGUGACUUUCGAGGAUAUUAUUGACCAGUCGGCGGGUCAUGAGGUGACUGCCAAUAUGGCUGACGAGGCUAUUCGAUUCAUUAGUGAGACGCUCGCUUCUAGCGAUGAGGGGACAGGGCGGAGGGGUUCUGUGCGGGAGUCGAAGAUCUAG
This is a messenger RNA of Penicillium manginii, 1086 nucleotides long. RefSeq lists its product as uncharacterized. The coding region runs from base 1 to 1086 and encodes 361 amino acids. The record is from RefSeq and is a predicted model, not a curated record. The transcript is spliced from 2 exons. NCBI's taxonomy places the organism in Eukaryota, Fungi, Ascomycota, Eurotiomycetes, Eurotiales, Aspergillaceae.